Molecule: messenger RNA, 447 nt
Organism: Cooperia oncophora
Lineage: Eukaryota; Metazoa; Nematoda; Chromadorea; Rhabditida; Trichostrongylidae
Source: the annotation of a GenBank genome assembly
AUGAUUCUAUUCGUUAUCGCCGUCUUCGUCAGCCUUCUGGACGACUCGGCCUCUUUCAACCAGAACCAAGAAAGUACGAUCAGUACACCGUUUGUCGAGUCACCACCACCUCCUACGACACAAUCACCUACGACGACAACAGAAGUCAAGGAGCCUCCUCACGGAAACGAUGAAUCAGGAACCGACGUCAAGCCUCCUCAUGGAAACGAUGAAUCAGGAAGCGGUGGAUCAGGUGGAACCGAUGUAGGAGACGCUUGGCUAGAUGACUUCUUGAAAACAGCCGUCGGUAUGAAUGUGUAUGAAAUUCAGACAUAUUCGUCGGGACCACCAGAAGAUAGGGGCAUGGCAAUCCUCACUGCUCCAGGGCCAGGCGAGUUUAACAACAAAAUCAUAAAUUCCGGGCCGAAAAGUACAGAGCGCCGUUGGUCCAAUAUGAUGGUAUUCUAA